AUGGCGGAGGCCUUCCUGGAGCGCGCCACCAGCUUGUUUGAGCGCGCGUGCCAGCUGGACCCAGUGAGCGUGGCGGCCGUGGGGCAGCUGGGGAACGCGCUGCUGGCUCACGGGGAGGUGAAGCUGAGGACCGUGCAGCUGCUGCGGGCGCAGUCACCGCUUGCGGGUUUACUGGGAGGAGCGGGUGGGGCGAGGGGAGAGGGAGUGGGGGGGGUGGGAGCAGGAGGGGGAGGGGCAGCGGGGGUGUUGGGAGGAGCCGGGGGUGGGUUGGCGAUGGGGGCGUUGUCAGCAGGGGCGGUGCCAGUGGGGGGGCUGUCGGGGGUGCAGCAGGAGCAGGUGGCGAGGGAGGCGGCGGCUGUGAUGGACCGACUGGCUGAUGAGUGCGAGCAGCUGCUGGUGCAGGCCGGCCGGCAGUACCGCCAGGCGCUCAGCAUGGACAGGAGGGAUGCCCGUGCGCUCUUCAACUGGGGGCUGGCCCUGUGCUAUCGUGGGCAGCUCGUGUCAGAGGAGGCUGGGGACAAUGAGGAGUACAAGGCACUAGCGGAUCGCAUGUUCUGUGCCGCCAUUGACAAGUUUGAGGCCAUGCUCUCCAUGACCGACCGCUGGCAUGCCAGUGCUCUCCUCAACUGGGCUCUGGCUCUCAGGGACCGCUCGCGCCUGCGCCCCCUCUCCUCCGUCUCGCGCCUGCGCUUAACUCAGGAGGCCCUGCAGCUGCUGCGGCAGGCCGCUAAGAGAGACUCUCCGCUAAGCGACGGAUCCCCCAGAGACCCGACGUUCUCGGAGGUGCGGAAUGCGCUGGUGCUGUGUGAAGCUGAGGUGGCGAAGCUGAAGGAAAUGGUGGGGAGGAGUGCGGAUGGUGGGAGAGGGAAUGGGGGGCGCGACAUGGGAGCGGGUAGAGUGCUGAGGCCUGGGAAUGAUACAAACAUGCCCGGCUGGUAG
This is a messenger RNA of Closterium sp. Yama58-4, 939 nucleotides long. Lineage: Eukaryota; Viridiplantae; Streptophyta; Zygnematophyceae; Desmidiales; Closteriaceae. The record is from the annotation of a GenBank genome assembly.